Trypanosoma brucei brucei TREU927 is the source of this 492-nucleotide messenger RNA. RefSeq lists its product as hypothetical. The record is from RefSeq and is a predicted model, not a curated record. Bases 1 to 492 code for a protein of 163 amino acids. The transcript has a single exon. NCBI's taxonomy places the organism in Eukaryota, Euglenozoa, Kinetoplastea, Trypanosomatida, Trypanosomatidae.
AUGCGGUGCGUCCGCGUCGUUUGCCAAAGGUUCGUUGAGUUUGUGACCUUUUGUAGCGGCGUCGUCCCGCCGUUAGCAUUGCUUGGAUAUCCUCUGCCGGGGAGUGGGUGCCAGAAGACUCACCCAACUGCAUUAUCCCUGAAAGGCGCCAGGGUGGGAGACGCCGACGCUGGGAACGCUGACACUUGGCUGUCGCGGGCCAUUCCGCGCAAUUGGGCGGCUUUCUGUGUAAACCUGCAGGCGCGAGGGGUUGGACUGGUGACGGUGGGCUUGUCGUAUGGUUCUCCCAGCGUCGUUGUUAGACAGGUCCUGGGGUGGGGCUGUGGUGGUAACGAGUUGCGCCUGUAUGGCUUUUGUCGCUCCUCAGUGCUUUGCCGGGUGUGGGGAGUGUCUGUCCCCCUUUCUGCCUUUACGCCGUGUUCCGUGGAUGAUUCCAUUUUUUCGCUUUUGCGCUACCGUAUAUUUCGUGCGUGCGCGUCACGCUCCACCUGA